Colletotrichum orchidophilum is the source of this 1038-nucleotide messenger RNA. RefSeq lists its product as uncharacterized. Gene Ontology annotation, molecular function: methyltransferase activity. Bases 1 to 1038 code for a protein of 345 amino acids. The transcript is spliced from 9 exons. The record is from RefSeq and is a predicted model, not a curated record. Lineage: Eukaryota; Fungi; Ascomycota; Sordariomycetes; Glomerellales; Glomerellaceae.
AUGUCCACCGACCAAGAGCAACCCGGCGACAACGGUCCAGUCAUUUUGGCAGAUGACUUUAGCGCUGAUGAUACCUCAUCGGACCGGGCAACUAGUAUCGCAUCUUCAAGCACCAGCUUGGCAAGCUCAAUUCUGAACCACCGUAUUGAGAAUGGCAGAACCUAUCACCGAUACAAGGAUGGCCAAUACAGCUACCCUAACGACGAGAAAGAGGCCGAUCGUUUGGAUUUGCAACACAACGUGUUCCUUCUUACACUCGAUUACAAGCUCGGCCUUGCCCCCAUUGCCCAGCCGGACUCCAAGGUAAAGCGCGUACUCGAUGUGGGUACCGGCACCGGCCUCUGGUGCGUUGAAUUUGGCGAUGAACAUCCUGAUGCUGAGGUGAUUGGUAUCGACCUCUCUCCCGCACAAACAAAAUUCGUCCCGCCCAAUGUCAAGUUCGAGGUUGACGACCUCGAGGAGCCUUGGACGUACCACACCAAGUUUGACUACAUUCACACACGCGCAAUGACCUCGAGCAUCUCCGACUGGAAGAAGUUCUUCAAACAAUCUUACGAAUUUCUCGAACCAGGCGGGUACCUCGAGCUGCAAGAAGGCCACAUGAGACCCGAGUGUGACGACGGCACCCUGAAGCCCGACAACCCGCUGCUGGAGUGGGUUGACAAGCUGGAAGAGGCCUGCGACAUCUUUGGCCGCCCCUUUGUCGACUGCCCCGGUCUGAAGCCACUUCUCGAGGAGGUCGGCUUCGAGGACGUCUCAGUGAACAAGUUCAAAUGGCCGCUCAACGGGUGGCCGAAAGACCCACACUACAGAGAGCUCGGGAUCUGGACUGUGGAGAAUGCGCUCGAGGGUCUGGAGGCGUGGAGCAUGGCGCCCUUUACCCGGGCUCUCGAGUGGACAAGGGAGGAGGUCACCGUCUUCCUUAUCAAUGUCCGUAAGGAAUGGCAGAAUAAGAAUGUGCAUGGAUAUAUUCCGGUGUACAUCAUCCAUGCGAGAAAGCCGCUCGAGGAGAAGGAGGAGGAGGAAGAGACAUCUUGA